UCAUUUAUUUCUAAAAUCCUAGGAUUCCGUCAGGGUGAAUGAUUCCCUUUGUUGAGCAACUGGGUCUUUGUGGAGUGUAAAGGGGGCUUUGCAAAGCGAAUCACGCUGUAUUGUGUGAAAUAAGACGAGUAAAAGCGAUGUUUCCCUUGCAAUUUGUUGACUCCAGCGCCAUGUUCCGGGACUAAUGACAGGGAACCGUUGUUAAUUUACCAUCACAGCAGGGUCGCCAUCGUACACACAACCCUGUUUCACCGAGGGAUACGUCAUUAAAGUCUGACUGGCCCUAGAUGGCACCACCUUAGAAUCAUUCAUCCUAGCUCUUUGCAAUUGGUUCCAAAGAUAAAUUACAAGCGGUGGAUGAAGUGGAGCCGGGCUGUGUAUGAGGGUGACCCCUCGGCAGCUAUGAUGGCUGGCAGGUAUAUGCAGCAUCCUACACCCCCACAGCCUAUUAGACCACAGUUGCAGGUUCAGGGCCAGUAUGCGGAAUAUGGUCGAUCACUUGCUCGUUCCCAAGAUGAUGAGCAAGUGAAUUAUUUUUGUCAACGACCCCAUAACGACAACGACUUUGCAUAUCAAAAGGGACAUCGAUGGGCUCUAGGGGAUGACUCUGUCAUCGAUGUAAGUAGAGAAAAGGCGAUGAAUGGCAACGUGAUAUAUAGCCGAUUGGAGAAUGGGAACAUGAGGCCCCAAAAUGUUACUCUAGGCCAGGUGAGCAGACGAGUGGAAUAUGGACAGCAGAUUGCUCCAGCCAAAAAAUUAUGGGGUGUGGAAGAGGCCAAAACAGAUAAAGGAAUUUUUAACAUUGGGGAACCCACAUGGAGAGAAACGGCAUGGAGCACAGGACCACCAACAGAUCAUGGAGUGGGACAGUCUCAUGGAUUAAAUAUGGGUGUUGGCCAGAGAGGUCCAGUUCGUCCACAAUUCCCGGGAGGUGAUUCAGUGUUAUCUCCACGUGCCUCCGAUCAUGCUGGGGUUGGACUCAAGAUGGUUGAGUAUGUCCUUGCCUCUUCGCCAACGGGGAAGGAUCUCGAUGCUCGUAUGGCAAACCUAGCACUCAGGAAUGGAGCUGUGGACGCAAGUAAGGACAAAAAAGACAAAGCACCGUCACCAUUCGACCCUACGAAAAAGGAUGUAGAAAAUGGCAAUAUGCCCCAAGCAAAUGGCAUUGUACAAAAUGGUUUAGAAGACGAUAAAGCAUUUAAUACUGUGAAGUAUGGGAAUGGCUUUUGUGCCACAAUUAAAACUGGCCUAAAGACUCCUUCAGCUCGCCACCACCCCACACAUUACAGUUCCAGUUUCAACCUCUACAUGAAAAGUCGAACACCUGGGAGCAGACAAGGAUCACCAUCUGAAGAAGACCUAAACAAAAAUGGUAUGGUGCCUGACACCACUGGUGGCGGUGGAGUUGUCAUGGGACCAGGAGCGCCAGUUCUUGGACCCUUAGAUCCUGGCUUUGAAGGAGGAGGUGCGGUUGGAGGGAUAGGUGGUCACGCUGGAAUUUUAGAUCCUGGUAUGAGUGGUCCGUUUUCAUCACCUGGAGGACCGGACUACAAUAACAUGGCUACUAGCAUGCCGAUGGACUCGCCGACGUUGCUACCUGGACCAGGGGGACCUCAACCACAAAGCUUCACUACUGACAGUCAGCAGUUGUUCCGAAAUGCUCAACAACAACAAGGUGGCCCCAAUCAUCAGCAAAUUCAGUUAUUGGCACAGCAGCAAUACUUAGCUGCUCAGGCAGCUCAACAGCAGGGCUUAGCGGCUCCAGCAGCAGCCUUCAGUGCGCCUUAUGUGAUCAACGCCCAAGAGCCAUACGUAGGCACUUUAAUUACAGGUCCAACUGCAGUGAUUCCACAGUACUAUGGAGUACACUGGGGAGUUUACCCAGCAAACAUUAUACAGCAACAGGGCCCAGGGGGACAACCUCGAAGACCCAACUCUCCAUCACAGACUAAUGAAGUUACUAGCCAAAGCAAUGGGAAUUUGGCAGCUGCAGCUGCUGCUGGAAACAUGCAAGGACCACUAUCGCAAUAUCAGGUAAUUCCAGCUUACUAUGACCAAAAUGGGGCAGUGUUAAUGGGCAACUUAAGGGGUGUAGGAAAUGGUGCCCCUGUCAGGCUAGUAUCGCCAGCACCAGUUUUAAUAAAUGGUGCUAAUGGCGCUCAAGCAGCUGCUGCCAACAACAUGCGACUGUUAAGUAAUCAGGCUCCUCAAAUUGGAACUCCGCCAGCUUCUCUUUAUAACAACAGUCAAACUCCGAGCCUGAACAACAGCCAGACCUUCACUGGGAACACACUUGCUGAUUCCCUCUCGCAAGGCCUGCAGACUUCCAAUGCACUAACAAGCAACAACUACUCGUUGGGUCUGCAAACUAGUAGUCUAGGUUUUGGCAAUAGCACCCUGGGCACCAUUGGAUCCCCUGCUAUUGGCAAUUUAGGUGGUGGAUUAGGAGGUAGUAGUAUGGGACGACGAGAUUCCUUAGACCGAACGACAUCAGUUUUAUCGCCGCUUUCUCAAGACUUCCGAAGUGGAAAAUGGACAAGCAAUUAUGGAGCUCUAGGCACUGUAACAGCUUCCCCAGGGCCCAUAGGCCUUACGUCUGGAAGUCUUACACCUCCACCUAGCUUAAGUACCUCAUCUGCACUUCCUUUAGGGGCUUUAAUGUCGGGAAACAGAGUUAUUUCUGCAGCUCCUGGAGCAGAAGCAAAAUUUCGAAAUGGAUCCACAAAUGGAAUGUUCACUGGUGGUUCCUCAACUCUCUUUCCACCUUUAAAGCGGAAUUUGAGCUUGGAUAAAUGCACUGGGCGUUCUCGUCUCUUAGAAGACUUCCGCAACAAUAGGUUUCCCAAUCUUCAGUUACGUGAUUUGGCAAACCAUAUUGUUGAAUUCAGCCAAGAUCAGCAUGGGUCUCGGUUUAUUCAGCAGAAGCUUGAACGGGCUACCCCUGCUGAAAAGCAAAUGGUUUUCAAUGAAAUACUUACUGCAGCCUACUCCCUAAUGACUGAUGUGUUUGGUAAUUAUGUUAUUCAGAAGUUCUUUGAGUUUGGCACACCAGAGCAGAAAACUGUUUUAGCAAACAAGAUUCGUGGUCAUGUUUUGCCACUAGCUUUACAAAUGUAUGGAUGCAGAGUAAUACAGAAAGCACUGGAGUGCAUAACUCAGGACCAGCAAAAGGACAUCGUACGCGAGCUUGAUGGACAUGUUUUGAAAUGUGUCAAAGACCAGAAUGGCAACCAUGUUGUUCAGAAGUGUAUCGAGUGUGUGGACCCUUUGGCAUUGCAAUUCAUCAUCAACGCCUUCCAGGGGCAAGUGUUCACAUUGUCAACACACCCAUAUGGUUGUCGUGUGAUUCAGCGCAUUUUGGAGCACUGUACUGGUGAUCAAACUUCACCUGUACUUGAAGAACUGCAUCAACACACAGAACAGUUGUUACAAGAUCAGUAUGGCAAUUAUGUCAUCCAGCAUGUAUUAGAACAUGGGAAACCAGAAGAUAAAAGCAAGAUUGUAGGUGUUGUAAGAGGAGGAGUUCUUAAACUUUCUCAACACAAAUUUGCCUCCAAUGUUGUGGAAAAAUGUGUGACACAUGCUACCCGUGCUGAGAGGGCCAUGCUUAUUGAAGAGGUGUGUGGGUACAGUGACAAUGCUCACAGUUCCUUGCUGGUCUUAAUGAAGGAUCAGUAUGCCAAUUAUGUGGUGCAAAAGAUGAUCGAUGUUGCUGAACCUGCACAGCGCAAGAUGCUCAUGCACAAGAUCCGCCCACACAUUUCAACAUUACGGAAAUAUACUUAUGGGAAGCACAUCUUGGCCAAGCUUGAAAAGUACUUCAUGAAGAAUGCUCCAGAUACAAUGGGGGCCAGCAUGGCAAGUCCAAUUUAAAGCUGCCUUUCACCACAGUGUGACCAUCUCUUGCCACAUGCCAUCAGUUAGAUAUUCAAGGGAGAAUGCCAAUUUGUCAUUGCUUUUUUAUAUAUAAAUAUAUAUAUAUAAAUAUAUAGGUUUGAAGCACUAGAUUAUGCGCCAUACUUUUUCUUAUACAUGUAUGUAUAAAGCCCUAAUAUUGGAUUUAUUUAGAGCCUAUUAAGUAAAGAAACACAAAAUCAGUUGAAUCUGAUUACUGUCUUUUGAAAUUUUUCAUCUUUUACGGGAAAUUGAUUGUAAAUUGAAUGGCAGGGCUACUUUAUUUUUUUAAUACUGUAAAAAGGUUACAUUCUAAAAAAAUAUUUAAGAAUAUUUACAUUGAAAUUUCAAUUUUAUUUCAGAUUAUUCAAAGUUGUAAAAAAUAACUUUACAUCAAGGUAGAGGAUAUCUUGUUCACUAUAGAUUAAAAAUCUAAUUUUAUUAUGACAAUGAACAUUACCAGGAUUCUGCUUAUUACUGACUCUUGAAAAGUUGAUAUAUUAAUUCAGAACUUAUUUUGGUGUGCCCUUAAUGCAUAGUAACAUUUCAGCUAGGCUCUUGUAGUUUGAUAGAGCAUGUUAAUCAUUACUGUGGGCUUGUGGCUAUUGCAUGAUUUUGCCGUAGUGAGCUUUUCUUAAAUACAGUAUAUAUAUAUACGUAUAUAUAUAUACACUAAAUAUAUAUAUAAAUAUUAUCUAACAAUUUCAAAACUUGGAUAUAGCCGUUUGCCACUUUUUACCCAAUUGGUAAUUGUUGUUACCUUCCUACAGUUGUAUUUCUCUUUCUUUUUCACAUUAGUAGUGGUGUAUAUUGUUAGUAAUUAGAAGCCUUGUUUGUCUGGGCAGGCCAAACAAUGGUAGUUUAGUUGUAUGGGAUUUAUAGUGUGGAUGGGAGCGUGUUAAGGGAAUGAUUGGGUAUAAUAUCUUAAGUUAGUCUUUUGAGUGUUACCACAGGUUUAUCACAAAAAUUUGAAACAAGUGCCCAGAAAUAUCAGAUGGCAAAUGUUGGCUCAAAGGAAUUUUUUUCUCCCUAAUAUUUUAAAUAUCAUUUAAGUCAGAAUGAAAAGUAUUCAUGCAUUGUGUGAAAUGUGUGAAAGUAUAGUGUGAGAGAUGCCUGCCCUGGCCUGUGUCCCAAUUGCGGCAUGGGACUCUGCCCUCGUCCAGCCUAUGGCUCAUAUCGGCCUAGUGCAUUGUAAAAUUGUGUACAGUGUAUCGACUGUUUAUAUAAAGGAAAUGUGUAAUAUUGGGCAUUACUGUAAAUCUGUACAGUUGAAUGAAUAUUCUAUAUUUUCUUACUUGUUUGUGUGUUUGUAAUGUCAAUGUAAAAAAAGUAAAUAACAUCAUGAGACAGGCAUAAUUCCAGCUACUUUUGCCUGUGUGCUAACAUGUUGACCAGUGUCUGAAUUGUAUCAAAAAUUAACCAACACUCGGAUAUGGAAUGCUAAGUUGGAAAAAAUAAAACAUUGGCACAUGCACUGCAUUUAAAAACUGAAAAUUAUUGGUCAGUUCUAUCACCAGGGCUGGAAAUUUACCAAAUUUCAGUAACCAUUUAUCAAAAUGGUGAGAGAUAUUUUGAAUUGAAGAGGUAGAUUUUGAGAAUGUGUAUUUGACAGGGGUAAUUUUGUAAAUCCCAUCAUACUACUGAAUGCCACCGUCGGAUAUUUCUGCCUCGUGAGUUAGUAGAACAUCUUGCUGCUCAAAAACUUCCUGGCUGGCAAUGCAAUUGGAACGGAGGUGCAUUGAUGUGUGUGUACUUCUUCCUCUUUUUGUUUCUGCUGGUCGUUAAGGUGAAAGGUUUUAUAAAGCAGAGUUAAAUAAUUUUCUCUUUAUAUCUGUACCCCUGUACUUUAGCUCAUACAGGCUGGAACAGGCCCUCCACAUGUUAAUACUGUAGAGCUCCUCCUGCCCUUGCCAAAAGACCUAACAUUGUCAAAUUGUAAAUUUGUGAAUAUUAUUGACUUUUUUGUGAGGAGGCCAAUAUUGUGGCUUAUAAUGUAAACAUUUUGUAAUAAAUUAGUGUACAGAAAAUGUGUACAUUUGGAAGAUGUACCUUUUGUAAACGCCAUAUUGUACAGAGCACAUGGUGAUAUUCUUGUGAGCUGUGUUACUGCUGUAUAGUAAAUUGUACAUAUUGAUUAUGAAGCAAGAUCUUAGCUUGGCCUGUACCUGCCUGUUGAGCACUAGUUGUAUAUUGCAUAUGUACUGUAGGUGUAAUUUUCUUGUAAACUGUAUUUUGUAUAUGUCUUAAGCUAACAGUAGUUGAACGUAAUAUUUACUGUCUUGAUCUCACAGUUCCUGCGGGGAAGGUGUGAAGUGUGAAUUUUUGUCAUUUUGCCAUGCUUAUAGUUUCUUGGUUUGGUUUUCAGUAAAAGUUUAAUAAUGAUGCUAAUCUUUGCCAUUAGAAUAUGAAAAAAAAUUCAAAUUCAAACAUUUUCACACUUCUCCAUGGAAAUGCUCUCUUUCCCAAAACUUGACUCUUGGUUCUGUAAUUGACUAAAGGAAAACAAAACUAAAAUUGAACAUAAUUAUAUCAUUGAAAGUGAAUUAGGGGACCCAGUUGUCUUUACUGUACAUCUAUGUACAUUUUCAUAUUUGUAACCUUUGUUUGCUUUAGAUGUAGACGGACAUGGUCCUUUUCACCCAAUUCUUGGCACUAGCUUCUCUGGAGUUUUUAUUGUGUUCAUAUAUUCAAACUAUGUAUUCUUGUUAAAACUUCUCAUUGAAUUUUUAAUGUUGCAGUAUUUGCACCAUGUCUGUUGAUAUUAGCAGUUAUUAAAAGUUUCGUGUAAUUUUUGUAUUGUUUGUAUUAGUGUAGUUAGCCUUGAGGUGUGCUAAUUGGCUGCUGGGGCUGCCUUCUAGGUACUGUUUAAGUAGGGAAAGUAUUGUGGCCUUUAGUAUUCCUCUUUUCCUUCCUAGUAAUUUUGUCAUAAUUUCCUCAUUCUGUGAUAUUUUUAUUAGAGAAGGUAAGGAAUAAAAGUUUACUGCUCUUUCCACUAUCUUAAAUGGGUUUCACAUUAGGGGCUUAGUCCCUUAUGCCUUAACGCCAGACCUUUUGUCAUCCAGGCCACACUAGCGUGUACGUAGGACGUUUUCAACUGUAUUAUAUGUAAAAAAAAAUGUAUCUUAUACAAUAUGUAUAAAAUGGAGUGAUGCAUUCCAUUUGAACAUCCAAGGUUUUUUAUUACCUAAUGUCUUAAGGUGAACAGUCCGACGGACAACUGCUCCAGUUAGCUAGCCUCUGCCAGCAUUGUUUCUAGAAUUGUUACUGUUACUGGCCAGGGUGGAGGUGGCUUGGCUUCGGUGACCUUUGUUCCUUACUUCCCUCAAGUCAAAAAAAUGUAGCCACCCCAUUUUAACUUAGAGCUAAUUUAGUACAGUAUUACCAUUCUGGCCUUGACCACGUAUUUCUUGCAAGCUGUAGAAACAAACUAGUUCCCUUGCUACUUUUGCUGUUCAAUUCCUUUACAGAAAAUUCAGAUUUUUCUACCUUAAUUAAAAUUCUUCUUGAAUAAAAAUUCUUCUAAUCUACAUAACUAGUAACAAUCCUCAAUUUAGUAAAAGUAUCACUUGAAGAUCAAGAGACAGUGCCUUGCCACUACUGCUUGUAAGUUGAGAACGUGGGGAAUGGCUAAAGGGAGAACAUCUAGAGUAAGGAAUGGGGGAGCUGGGUCAACCUUAAACCGUGUGGGCUGGUGCGGGUUGGUUACAGAAUUAUAAUUUUAUAUAUAUUAUAUAUAUAUAUAUAGUGUGCUUGUAAAAAGGUACUGUAUAAUAUUUGGAAGUUGUAAAAGUUUCAAAGCACUUAAAAGUCUGUUUAUGGUAAUGUACAGUAAUAUGAUUAUUUUUAAAUCUUUUAUUUCCAUAAUUGUAACCAACCCUGCACAAACAGUUUUCACCAAUUUAUCAGUUCUGUGAUGUACAUGCUGUAUCAUAUGUAAUGGUCUACUCCAUUAAUAAAUUUUCUGUAAUGUGAUAA
Molecule: messenger RNA, 7869 nt
Organism: Macrobrachium nipponense
Lineage: Eukaryota; Metazoa; Arthropoda; Malacostraca; Decapoda; Palaemonidae
Product: pumilio homolog 2-like
Exons: 25
Coding region: 358-3873 (1171 amino acids)
Biological process (GO): post-transcriptional regulation of gene expression
Cellular component (GO): cytoplasm; nucleus
Molecular function (GO): mRNA 3'-UTR binding
Source: RefSeq, a predicted model, not a curated record